UGUCUCCCGGGUGACGGGGCCGAGAUGGCGGCGCGCGAGGCGGCGGAGCGGCGCGGGCCCGGUUGUGGAUGAGGGGCGGCCGCAGGCUGCGGGAGCGGCCGCCUCGGCCCCUGGAGCCCCGCGACCCCUGGCGAGGCCUCCCCUCUGGGGCAGGACAGUAUUGGAGCAGCCUACCUAAUGAUCCACCUUCCUGACUCUUCCUAACUUAAAGCCUGGAAUAUAAAAAGUGAUUUAAAUGCCAUAGCAUAUUUGAAAUCAAGCUGUCCUUCCAUGGAAUACUCAUGGCCUGAGGAAAAUGUCACAGGGCUGCCUUCUCUUCUCACCAGAAGGAAGGGUUCCUUACCAUGGCCAUAACACAGUUUCGACUCUUUAAAGUCUGUACUUGCCUGGCAGCAGUGCUUUCUUUCAUUAAAAAGUUAAUAUGCAGGUCUGGAAGAGGGCGAAAGUUAAGUGGAGACCAAAUAACUUUGCCAACCACAGUGGAUUAUUCAUCUGUUCCUAAGCAGCCUGAAGUAGAAGACUGGUCUUCAUGGGAUGAAGAUGCACCUACAAGUGUGAAGAUUGAAGGUGGCAAUGGUAAUGUGGCUGCUCAGCAAAAUUCUUUGGAACAAAUGGAACCUGAUUAUUUCAAAGAUAUGGCACCAACUAUAAGAAAAACUCAAAAAAUAGUUAUUAAAAAACGAGAGCCUUUAAAUUUUGGGAUUCCAGAAGGAAACACAGGAUUCUCUAGCAGAUUAGCAGCCACACAAGAUAUUCCUUUUAUUCACCAAUCUCCUGAACUGGGAGACCUGGAUACUUGGCAAGAAAAUACAAAUGCCUGGGAAGAAGAGGAAGAUGCUGCUUGGCAGGCAGAAGAAGUUCUUAGACAACAGAAGAUAGCAGAAAGGGAAAAAAGAGCAGCAGAACAACAGCGAAAGAAAAUGGAGAAAGAGGCACAAAGGCUAAUGAAAAAGGAACAAAACAAAAUUGGUGUAAAACUGUCCUAACAGAAGCCACACAGCAAUGGCAGUGCCAGUGAAAAGAGAAUUUCAGCUCCACAAGAUACAUAUUGGUAUUGAUUUAACUAUUUAUAGGACUUCAACACACUGCUUGGUUUCAGUGCAUUCUUCAGGUCAUCUUGGAAGCCAGGAUUUUCCCAAAAUAUCUUGAACUACUAGUACGUAGUUCUUAAAGAAGAAAAGCCCCACAGAAAAUCAUGCGUUGAUGGAAUGUUUCCUGCAAUAGUUCUUUUCCAGCACCCUUCUUUACAGCAAGUGAUUGACAAGUAUGUUGAUUGAAAAACACUCUAAAUGAACAGCUCAAGCCUAGAGAAAGGAAUGUAAAUAUUGAGUGGUGGGAAAUCUACCUGUAUUGUCUGUGCUUACCUGAAACAUGUAAUUAAACAGUUUUAAAGAA
Messenger RNA from Serinus canaria (Common canary), 1395 nucleotides. It is a transcript of the gene EBAG9, whose product is annotated as estrogen receptor binding site associated antigen 9. The record is from RefSeq and is a predicted model, not a curated record. NCBI's taxonomy places the organism in Eukaryota, Metazoa, Chordata, Aves, Passeriformes, Fringillidae. Gene Ontology annotation, cellular component: secretory granule. The coding region runs from base 345 to 986 and encodes 213 amino acids. The transcript has 8 exons.